Molecule: messenger RNA, 2703 nt
Organism: Entelurus aequoreus (snake pipefish)
Lineage: Eukaryota; Metazoa; Chordata; Actinopteri; Syngnathiformes; Syngnathidae
Product: sodium/hydrogen exchanger 8-like
Exons: 16
Coding region: 86-2050 (654 amino acids)
Biological process (GO): proton transmembrane transport; sodium ion transport; regulation of pH
Cellular component (GO): Golgi apparatus; membrane
Molecular function (GO): sodium:proton antiporter activity
Source: RefSeq, a predicted model, not a curated record
GUAAACAUACAAGGCUCAGUGAAUUACCUGUUCGUAUGACAACACAUCUACGAGUUUGUGUUUGAAGCGAGCACACUUUGUAAUAAUGACAACUGCAAGACGCGACGUAUUCUUUUUGUGUUUUUUGUUGUCUAUUUACACUUUGGUAUCCGUACAAACUGAGAAGAAAGAUGCUUUAACGUUAGACGUGAAGGAGAGAGCCAACGACGGAGUUGACGUGAAACACAGUGAUUAUACGCAUACUGAAAAUCCUCUUAAAAUAAUCAAACAUGACUCCCAAGAUGCACACGACUUACCAGAGCUACACCACGAUGAACCGCUUGUCAGCAAGACUAAUGACACAGAGAACCACACAAAUGAUUCCAUCCACACCACAACAUCAGCAACCAAACCAACAACACCAGAACCCCCAAAUCCGAAGGCCAUUCUGCCUGUGCAAACUGGGGUCAAGGCCCAAGAAGAAGAGCAGUCCAGUGGGUUGACCAUAUUUUUUAGCCUGCUGGUUAUUGGUAUCUGUAUUAUAUUGGUUCAUCUACUAAUCAAGUUCAAGCUGCAUUUUCUUCCAGAGAGUGUUGCUGUUGUGUCUCUUGGAAUUCUAAUGGGAGGAUUCAUUAAGAUCAUUGAGUUCCAGGAAUUGGCCAACUGGAAGGAGGAGGAAAUGUUUCGACCCAAUAUGUUCUUUCUUUUGCUCCUGCCACCAAUCAUCUUUGAAUCUGGAUACUCAUUACAUAAGGGUAACUUCUUCCAAAACAUUGGCUCCAUCACCCUGUUUGCUGUGAUUGGCACUGCUAUCUCCGCCUUCAUAGUCGGAGGAGGAAUCUACUUCCUUGGACAGGCAGAUGUGAUCUACAAGAUGACCAUGACAGAUAGUUUUGCCUUUGGCUCACUCAUCUCAGCUGUGGACCCUGUUGCCACAAUAGCCAUCUUUAAUGCCCUCAAUGUGGAUCCUGUCUUAAACAUGUUGGUGUUUGGUGAGAGCAUCCUUAACGACGCAGUCUCCAUCGUCCUUACAAACACAGCAGAGGGCUUUUCCCGCUCAGAAACCAACAUGGUAACAGGUUGGGAGACAUUCUUGCAAGCAGUAAGUUAUUUUCUCCAAAUGUUCUUUGGUUCUGCUGCCUUGGGAACCCUCACAGGACUCAUCUCUGCUCUCUUUCUAAAACACUUUGACUUGAGGAACACUCCAUCACUGGAGUUUGGCAUGAUGAUCAUCUUUGCUUACCUCCCCUAUGGCCUGGCAGAGGGUAUUAAACUGUCUGGAAUUAUGUCCAUCCUGUUUGCUGGUAUUGUGAUGUCUCAUUACACCCAUCACAACCUGUCUCCAGUGACCCAAAUCCUCAUGCAACAGACACUGCGCAGUGUUGCCUUUAUGUGUGAGACGUGUGUGUUUGCCUUUCUUGGACUAUCCAUCUUCAGCUUUCCUCACAAAUUUGAAAUAUCAUUUGUCAUCUGGUGCAUUGUCCUGGUUCUUCUGGGCCGAGCCGUAAACAUCUUUCCUCUGUCAUUCCUACUUAACUUUUGCCGAGACCACAAGAUCACACCGAAGAUGAUGUUCAUCAUGUGGUUCAGUGGUUUGAGAGGCGCAAUCCCAUACGCCUUGAGCCUGCAUCUUGGCCUGGAGCCCAUUGAGAAGCGACAACUAAUUGGCACUACCACCAUUAUCAUUGUACUCUUUACCAUCCUCCUCCUUGGGGGUGGGACCAUGCCCCUCAUCCGUGUCAUGGACAUUGAGGAUAGCCAGACACGGAGGAAGAACAAGAAGGACAUUAAUCUCAGCAAGACUCAGAAAAUGGGAAAUACUGUUGAGUCGGAGCAUCUAUCAGAACUGACUGAGGAGGAAUAUGAGGCUCACAUAUACCAGAGACAGGAUCUGAAGGGCUUCAUGUGGCUUGAUGCAAAGUACCUUAAUCCUUUCUUCACCCGGAGGCUCACCCAAGAGGACCUGAUGCAUGGACGGAUCCAAAUGAAGACUCUAACCAACAAAUGGUAUGAAGAAGUUCGGCAGGGUCCCUCAGGUUCGGAGGAUGAUGAUGAAGCAGAACUUCUGUGAAAAAAAAGGCUGACACGUUUCAACCUUGACUGUGAAUAUGUGCAGCAUGUGAGACGAAGGCUUUAAUGAUAAAGUCACACGCACUUUUUUAUCUUCACCUGCCAUCAUUUGUGGAUGAAGAGUCUGCUGGGAUGUGCUUCAUCACUUGGAAUGUUCAGCAAUACUGCACUAGCAAAAGACUGAAGGCAGAAAUGAAUGUUUUGUACUUGAAUGCCAUUCUGUCUACAGCUUCCUAAGCAUAUGAGCCAGGUCACUGAUGUUGGACAAAACAUGUGAAGUUCUGUAUGUUUAUCAUUGUUGAGGGACACAAUGUUUUCUUGUCAAGAAAUACAAGAGCAUUUUUUCUUUUUUGCACUGACUUUAGGUACAGUUGUAGCCAAAAGCUUUGGAAGUGCCUCAAAUUUGGUGUUUCAAUAGCUCAGCUGCUUCUGUAUUUUUUAAAAACAUUAUAUUUGUGUCUGUUUUAGCUUGAAAAAAAACAAGCAAGUUUGGUAGGGAAUCACAAAACGGAAGCAACUAAAUUAUUGAAGCACAAAAUUGGAGCUGCUGCCGAAUGUUUUAGCCAUGACUGCAGUCAUGGCUAAAACAAGAUAUUACAUACACGACAUGUCGUGUAUGUAAUAUCUUGUUUAUAUUACGGCCACUCUACCAAC